UGCGCGCCGAAAGAAUCGACCUGUUUCCCCCGCGCCCCUAAAGAGAUAGGUGCCUAAAGGGGAAGGAGCGGGAUGGUGCAGUAGUGCGCGCCUCAGACCCCUUUCCUUCAAUGCUAGGCCAAUGGAUCAGGGCACCACAGAGAUAAGAGUAGAGCAGCAAAACGCUCCUGACCCACUAUAGAAGUAUUUUUCUCCUUUCUUCAUCUCUUUGGCAAAAGCAGAAAAACGGCCACAACACGGGGGAAAGCAAAAUUGAGUUAAAGGUUAUCCAGUUCCCAUUAUUUCUGACCAUUGGCCAGGCACGCUGAGGCUGAUGAGAGCUGGAGUACAAGUCCCUCAUUAUUGCAGUAACCCCUCCACUCGCCAAGAAGCGUCCUUAGGUUACAUUUCCCCUUUCACUUCCGCCCUCCCCUCCGGAGAUUCUACUGUCCUUGGUGAGUUUUAUCAACCUCCAACUGCUGAUGGUGCUGUCACGCGCUUAUGGUUAACAAGGGCCGGCAUAGAAGAGCCCAACCAGAGAGGGCUUGGAAAGUCUAUUUCCGGUUCCGGGGGCGCCAUUUUGCCGUGAGACAGCAGUGGUCCGGGAAGUGGCGGGUGUCUGAACAUACAAUGUUGUCUACAGCCGGCUACGUCGACCGCUCACUUGUUCAGGGUUGUGAGGUUAAACGGAGUGCUGCGGUACAACACCGCUUUUCCCCCUACACCUUCAAUGGCGGGACUAUAUUGGCAAUUGCUGGUGAAGACUUCUGUAUUGUUGCCUCAGAUACCCGACUGAGUGAAGACUAUGCAAUUCAUAGUAGAGACAGUCCAAAGUGCUACAAGCUGACAGAUACAACUGUCGUUGGUUGCAGUGGAUUUCAUGGAGACUGUCUUACACUUACUAAAAUUCUUGAAGCAAGAUUAAAGAUGUACAAGCAUUCCAACAACAAGACCAUGAGCUCAGGGGCUAUUGCAGCCAUGCUUUCUACAAUCCUGUAUUCCCGAAGAUUCUUCCCUUACUAUGUUUACAACAUAAUUGGUGGAUUGGAUGAGGAAGGGAAGGGUGCAGUGUACAGCUUUGAUCCAGUAGGCUCCUACCAGAGAGAUACUUUCAAAGCUGGUGGAUCAGCUAGUGCAAUGCUGCAGCCUCUGCUAGACAACCAGGUUGGCCUCAAGAACAUGCAGCAUGUAGAACACGUGUCUUUGUCUCUCGAGAAAGCUAUGCAGUUAGUAAAGGAUGUCUUUAUUUCUGCUGCAGAAAGAGAUGUGUACACUGGGGAUGCACUCAAAAUCUGCAUUAUCACAAAAGAUGGAAUCAAAGAGGAGAUGGUACCAUUGCGAAGAGACUAAAUCAGUGCACGGUUCAUUUAAAGAUUUUCAGUGUGUAACCUUAAUUUUUGUGCAUACUCUAUAUACUGCUGGUAUGACAUUUGAUGUAUUAAAAAAAGAAGCAAAGUUGUCUUUCA
Molecule: messenger RNA, 1445 nt
Organism: Rhineura floridana
Lineage: Eukaryota; Metazoa; Chordata; Lepidosauria; Squamata; Rhineuridae
Gene: PSMB1
Product: proteasome 20S subunit beta 1
Exons: 6
Coding region: 481-1329 (282 amino acids)
Cellular component (GO): proteasome core complex
Source: RefSeq, a predicted model, not a curated record